GACUCAUCUCUGUUUUUCUCUCUCUUUAAUUUAAUCAGAGAGAUAAAGCCGACUCAUAUUAUCGACCCCGCUCUCCAUUUCCGCGAACUUUCUCUCUCCCUCACUCUCUCUCUCUCUCUCUCUCCUCUCUCUCUCUCUAAGUCAUCGAACAACAAGUACAAAAAAUCUAAUCUUCCUUCAUUUGAUAGCCAGCCAAGCCCCAUGGGAGCCUCCACCAUGGACAACCUGGUUCUCUCCUCACUCUGAUUUCCUUCCUUGGGUUUGACUUUUGGAACUUUCUGGUGAAUGAAGAAGUUACUUGGGCUUAUCAUUUCAUUGAGAGUUUGACUUCUGUUUAGAAUAUUGCGUUGGAGACAAUCUAUAGCCAUGAAUUUCCAGCAAGAGAAAUUAGUGAGGUUUCAGGAUUGGAAUUUGGAGAAAAAUGCUGAUGUGCUGUAUGCUCCAGACGAUGGCAUUCACCCGGGAAAAAUUAAAAUGACAAUAAACUCGGUUUCACACAAGUUUCAAAGAGGCUUUGAGUCUGGUUCUGAAAGGAUUAAAAGGAUUAGACGAUCAUUUAAAUCAUGUUCAUUCGAUAAUGCUAUGGCUAAGGGCUUUUUCUCCCAGAAGAAGAUUCUUGAUCCGCAAGGGCCAUUCCUUCAAAGGUGGAAUAAGAUAUUUGUGCUGUCAUGUUUCAUUGCAGUCUCUCUGGAUCCUCUGUUCUUUUAUGUGCCGGUGAUUAAUGAUGAGGAAAAGUGUCUAGACUUGGACAGGAAGAUGGAGAUCACUGCUAGUGUUUUGCGUUCAUUCACAGACAUAUUUUACGUACUUCAUAUUAUUUUUCAAUUCCGUACUGGAUUUAUUGCUCCCUCUUCUCGAGUAUUUGGAAGAGGUGUUUUAAUUGAAGAUUCUUGGGCUAUUGCUAAGAGAUAUCUGUCAUCGAACUUUCUGAUAGACAUUCUCGCAGUCCUUCCACUCCCACAGGUGGUGAUUUUAAUUAUUAUUCCAAAACUGGGAGGUUCAAGAAUAUCGAACACAAAGAACUUGUUGAAAUUUGUUGUCUUAUUUCAGUAUUUGCCAAGGGUUAUCCGAAUCUAUCCAUUGUAUACAGAAGUUACAAGGACUUCUGGAAUACUCACUGAAACUGCUUGGGCUGGAGCUGCAUUUAAUCUUUUUCUUUACAUGCUUGCCAGUCAUGUACUUGGAGCCUUCUGGUACUUGUGUUCUAUAGAACGAGAAACCACAUGCUGGCAAGAUGCCUGUAGGCGUAAUCCAAUUCAAUGCAACCAUGAUGCUUUAUAUUGUGAUAGAGAUAGUAACUUGGCAGGGGCGAAAGCAUUAUUGAAUAAUUCUUGUCCAAUUCAAGGAAGUGAUAAUCCGCCUUUUGAUUUUGGGAUAUUUUUAGAUGCCCUUCAAUCUGGAGUUGUGGAGUCAACGACUGAUUUUCCACAAAAGUUCUUUUACUGUUUUUGGUGGGGCCUACGAAAUUUGAGUUCUCUGGGUCAAAACCUUGCAACUAGUACCUAUGUUUGGGAAAUCUGUUUUGCAGUCUUCAUUUCAAUCGCUGGAUUGGUACUAUUUUCAUUCCUUAUUGGGAACAUGCAGACAUAUUUGCAAUCAACAACCACAAGAUUGGAGGAGAUGAGGGUGAAAAGGAGGGAUGCAGAACAGUGGAUGUCUCAUCGCUUGCUCCCUGAGAAUCUGAGGGAGCGUAUCAGGCGGUACGAACAAUACAGAUGGCAAGAAACCAGGGGUGUUGAUGAAGAGAAUCUAAUCUGUAAUCUUCCAAAGGAUCUCAGAAGGGAUAUCAAGCGCCAUCUCUGCUUGGCUCUGCUGAUGAGAGUGCCGAUGUUCGAGAAAAUGGAUGAUCAACUGUUGGAUGCAAUGUGUGAUCGUCUCAAGCCAGUGCUUUACACAGAGGAAAGCUAUAUCGUUCGUGAAGGAGACCCGGUCGACGAGAUGCUCUUUAUAAUGAGAGGCAGGCUGCUGACAGUGACCACAAAUGGUGGAAGAACUGGUUUCUUCAACUCCGAAUAUCUCAAGGCUGGUGAUUUUUGUGGAGAAGAACUUCUUACAUGGGCUCUGGAUCCCCACUCCUCGUCUAACCUCCCUAUAUCGACAAGAACUGUGCAAGCCCUUACAGAAGUUGAAGCCUUCGCAUUGAAGGCGGAUGAUUUGAAAUUCGUAGCCUCUCAGUUCCGGAGGCUUCACAGUAAGCAGCUUCGCCACACUUUCAGGUUUUACUCACAGCAGUGGAGGACUUGGGCGGCUUGUUUUAUCCAAGCAGCCUGGCGCCGUUACAGUAAGAAAAAGCUUGAGGAGUCUCUUAGGGAAGAAGAGAACAGGUUGCAAGAUGCUCUGGCUAAGGCUGGUGGGAGCUCACCAAGUCUGGGUGCCACCAUCUACGCCUCACGCUUUGCCGCUAAUGCGCUUCGGCUUAUAAGACGUAGUGGCACGCGGAAAGCGAGGGUGCCAGAGAGAAUACCACCAAUGCUGCUUCAGAAGCCAGCGGAGCCAGAUUUCACUGCUGAAGAACAUUAGGUAAUAUGUGACCAGCAAUGUAAGCUUGAUUUGUUGUGUGAAAUGCAACUAUUUUUAAGUCUUUUACUUAUGAAGUAGUGAAGUAAUAUUAAGGUAGAAGUCUCUUUUGUCAAGUGUAAAAGGUCUGUAUAUUAUUGUUGUUGUAUAUGUAAAUAUCUGAUUGUUUCCUGGUGAAUUUACUCAGUUGCCGCUUGCGUGAGAUUAGUAAAUAAGGCUAGGUUGAGUAUUAGGAGCUUUUUACAGCGGGAUGUUGUAGUGCAUGUUUCUGAAGAUCAGAUUUGAUAAAAAUAACAAUAAAACAACGAAUGGCAAUAUUGACGUUCAAAACAAAACUCUAUCAACCGAGUA
Molecule: messenger RNA, 2868 nt
Organism: Morus notabilis
Lineage: Eukaryota; Viridiplantae; Streptophyta; Magnoliopsida; Rosales; Moraceae
Product: cyclic nucleotide-gated ion channel 1
Exons: 8
Coding region: 367-2520 (717 amino acids)
Biological process (GO): monoatomic ion transport; transmembrane transport
Cellular component (GO): membrane
Molecular function (GO): monoatomic ion channel activity
Source: RefSeq, a predicted model, not a curated record